CCUCUUGAUCCCCUUUUCACACUGGAGCCAACCCUCUUCUUUCUUUCAGUAUCGGGGCCCAGGGUCACUGCAUGAACGUGUCCUGACUCUUGUAUAGCAUCCUUCAUAGAUCUUCGUUUCCAACCUUCUACCAUGGCUGCUCCAACCCCAGCCAAGACGCCGUAUCAGGUGUCCUUCACAAGUCUGAUACUCGCGUCCACUCUCGCUGCAGGUGUCGCGUCGAGGACGACAUCUCUCGACACAUUCACUGCCCUCCUUUGGACUUAUGCAGUUGCCAUCCCGGCCUGGGUCCUGUACAAGUCGUACAUCUACCCUUUCUAUGUUUCUCCUCUCCGCGUUGUCCCCACGGUCUCUGGAUUUCCCCUGUGGGGUCAGUUCUUCGAGAUUAUCACAGAGGAAGUCGGUGUCCCUCAGCGUCGAUGGCACAAGGAGCUGGGCCCGGUCGUCCGCUACUUCUUCCCGCUGGGCGCGGAGAGACUGUCUAUUGCGGACGAUAACGCUCUGAAGCACAUGAUGGUCAAGAACCCGUACAACUUCCCCAAGCCGGUCCGGGCGAAGAAGUGGAUGCUCCGGAUCCUGGGCGAGGGUGUCCUCUUGGCUGAAGGCGGUGCCCACGUUCACCAGCGCAAGGCUCUGACUCCGGGUUUCUCCAUUGCGUCCAUUCGUACUCUCGCACCCAUCUUUUGGCGCAAGGCCAUUCUGAUGGCAGAUCUCUGGGAACAGGAGAUGAAUGCGGCAAAUGUCAAGACCAAGUCCUUCGAAGUCUUGGAGUGGCUGAACCGCACGACGCUGGACAUCAUCGGCGAGGCGGGUUUUGGUUCUGAUAUCAACUCCCUCGAGCAUCCAGAGGCUCCUCUGCGUGAGGCGUACCGUGCUGUCUUCGUCUUUGAUCUCGGGUCCAGAAUCCUGCACGGCCUCCAGGCCUUCUUCCCUAUGACCAAGUACCUGCCUGCAAAGAUGAACCGCGACAUGGAGUUCUCCCGCCAGAUCAUUCUCAAAAACGCUACCAAAAUCAUCAAGGACAAGGAGUCCAGCGUCAACCCCGCCGACAAGGACAUUCUUUCGUUGCUCGUCCGCGACAACAUGAAGCUUCAGGCUGCGGGUGAGAAGGGUCUUACCUUCGAGACCAUGCGUGAUCAGGUGAUGACUUUCCUGGGUGCUGGCCACGAUACCACCGCCACUGGUGUUGCCUGGACACUGCAUCUCCUCUGCAAGCACCAGGAUGUCCAAAACAAGCUUCGUGAGGAGAUUCGGGCCCACUACCCAUUCCUCUUCGACGAUACCACCCGUCAUGACCCCGAGCUCUUCAAGAAGAUCGAUCCAGACCAGCUGCCCUACAUGGACAACGUCUGCCGCGAGUCCCUGAGAUACAUUCCUCCUAUCCCCAUGACCGUCCGCCAGUCCCUCGCCGACGACAAGCUUGGCGACUACUUCGUCCCCGCCGGAACCACCAUCUAUGUUCUCGCCAACACCAUCAACCGCAUGCCCGAAUACUGGGGACCGACGGCCAACACCUUCGAUCCGGACCGCUGGGACCACCUCCCCGAAUCUUACACGACCAACGCAUUCAUGACCUUCCUCCAGGGCCCUCGUGGCUGCAUUGGUCGUAAGUUCGCUGAAACUGAAAUGAAGACGCUGCUCUGCUCCUUGCUCAGCAAGUUCCACUUCGAUCGGGACGAGUCCGUGACUGACCCUGAGGAGUUGAAGAUGUGGCGGUUGGUGUUGCGGCCGCGGGACGGGGUAACGCUUAAGGCGACCAAGGUCUAACUAAACCCAAAAAUAACAUCAUCAUAAUUAUUAUCAUUACCACUCCGCAGCUAGGU
Paecilomyces variotii is the source of this 1823-nucleotide messenger RNA. Its product is annotated as putative cytochrome P450. Gene Ontology annotation, molecular function: iron ion binding; oxidoreductase activity, acting on paired donors, with incorporation or reduction of molecular oxygen; heme binding. The record is from RefSeq and is a predicted model, not a curated record. Bases 133 to 1767 code for a protein of 544 amino acids. NCBI's taxonomy places the organism in Eukaryota, Fungi, Ascomycota, Eurotiomycetes, Eurotiales, Thermoascaceae. The transcript has a single exon.